Messenger RNA from Phragmites australis (common reed), 2081 nucleotides. Its product is annotated as digalactosyldiacylglycerol synthase 2, chloroplastic-like. Lineage: Eukaryota; Viridiplantae; Streptophyta; Magnoliopsida; Poales; Poaceae. The record is from RefSeq and is a predicted model, not a curated record. Gene Ontology annotation, biological process: galactolipid biosynthetic process. Bases 321 to 1712 code for a protein of 463 amino acids. Gene Ontology annotation, molecular function: digalactosyldiacylglycerol synthase activity. The transcript has 5 exons. Gene Ontology annotation, cellular component: chloroplast outer membrane.
GGCCCAAAUGCCCCGGCGUGUUUUCGCUGGGCCGUCGGGAUCAGGGGGCCACGGAGCGGAGAUUCCCGCGGGUCCCGUGUGCGUUCGGGGCGGGACGACGGGGGCGGCGGUGUCGGCACCUGUUCCCCAACGCCAUUCGCACCUGGCUGCCCUGUCGUCCUCUCUCCUCCCCUUCCCCUCCAGCUGUUUCCUCAACCUCUUGCCCCAACCACAGCCGCGCCAAUCGCACAGGUGAUAUGAUUUGAGGACUAGUGGUGGUGUUUCUUGGACAUUGCAGCAACAGCUAAUCAGCUAGGGCACUUUGGGUGCUGUUGUUGUUCAUGGCACUGAAGCAGCAUGUUGCGAUAUUCACCACGGCGAGCCUGCCGUGGAUGACUGGCACUGCCGUCAACCCCCUGUUCCGGGCGGCUUACCUUGCCAAGGCUGGGGACUGGGAGGUCACGCUGGUCGUCCCAUGGCUGUCAAAGGGGGACCAGGUGCUCGUUUAUCCUAACAAGAUGAAGUUCAGUUCGCCGGCGGAACAGUUAGGCUAUGUGCGGCAGUGGCUUGAGGAGCGGAUCGGGGUGUUGCCGAGGUUCAAUAUACAGUUCUAUCCUGGGAAGUUUUCAACAGAGAAAAGAAGCAUUCUACCUGUUGGGGACAUUACUCAGACCAUAUCUGAUGACAAAGCAGAUAUUGCAGUGCUAGAAGAGCCAGAACAUCUUACAUGGUAUCAUCAUGGACGGAGGUGGAAAAACAAAUUCAGAAAAGUCAUAGGUGUUGUUCAUACAAACUAUUUGGAAUACGUGAAAAGAGAGAAAAAUGGAUAUAUCAGUGCAUUUAUCUUAAAACAUAUAAAUUCUUGGGUCACUGACAUAUAUUGCCAUAAGGUUAUAAGAUUGUCUGCAGCAACUCAGGAUGUACCUAGGUCUGUGAUUUGUAAUGUUCAUGGAGUAAACCCCAAAUUUAUUGAAAUUGGCAAAUUGAAACAUCAACAGCUAUGUCAAAGAGAGCAAGUAUUCUUCAAGGGUGCAUAUUAUAUUGGAAAGAUGGUAUGGAAUAAAGGUUACACAGAGCUCCUCCAGCUGCUUCACAAGCACCAAAAGGAAUUGUCUGGUCUUAAAAUGGAGUUGUAUGGCAGCGGAGAAGAUUCUGAUGAAGUAAAAGCAUCAGCUGAGAGACUGAAUCUAGAUAUUAGAGUCUAUCCUGGUCGCGAUCAUGGAGAUUCAAUAUUUCACGACUACAAGGUUUUCAUUAACCCAAGCACAACUGAUGUGGUAUGCACAACAACUGCAGAAGCUUUGGCGAUGGGGAAGAUUGUGAUAUGUGCAGAUCACUCUUCGAAUGAAUUUUUCAAAAGGUUUCCUAAUUGCCAUAUGUACAGUACUGAUAAAGAGUUCGUCAGGCUUACAAUGAAAGCAUUGGCAGAAGAGCCAAUCCCGCUGUCAGAUGAAUUGAGGCAUGAGCUUUCCUGGGAGGCAGCGACAGAAAGAUUUGUCAGGGUUGCUGACAUUGCACCAACCAUGUCUGUCAGGCAACAACCUCCCUCUUCACAGCAUUUCAUGCACAUUUCCCCAGAUGAACUGAAGAAAAACAUGGAAGAUGCAUCCGCAUUUUUCCAUAACACGAUCUCUGGUUUUGAAACUGCUCGCUGUGUCUUUGGUGCAAUACCAAAUACUCUGCAGCCAGAUGAACAGCAAUGCAAGGAACUUGGGUGGAAUUUUCAGGGAUAAUAUUCCUUUUCUUGCGAUGCUGUUGCGACAACUAACUGCAGUCCAGUUGGUGGCUCAGGAACUAACUCAGCAACACAAAAAAUCUGUGACUCGAAAAGGAUCUCAGAUUAAUCAGACAGGCUCUUGUUGUGGUUUUCUGGUGCGGCGGUAACUGCAAUUUUCCUUCGCGAAACAGAGGUGUCGAGAAAUUCCUGUGAUGCAUCUUGUCUGGUAAUUGUAAAUCUACACGCUUGAAGUGCACACCAGUGUUAUGAUCUCAUGUAUGUAGCCGGUGUUUUGUGGCCUCGUGUUGUUUCCCGAGCUUGGCAGAUGCUUUAACUACUGUGUAAGAUGUGAAAGAGUCUUGUGUAUCAUUCCGUUCCUAUGUCA